GUUGUGAGCUGGGCACUGCAGUCUGGAAGCUCAGUGUAUAUAUAUGGGGAGUGGAAAGGAGAGAGAGAACAGGAGGAGCUACAGAUCCCUGCAGCUGAUCACACACAUACACAUACACUCACAUACACCAACACUAUCUCCAUUCUCCCUAACACACACUGGCCACAAUCAUGAUGAUCCUAUCACCUCCCCCAAAAAGAAAAAGGACUGGAACCAUCUCAUCCUGAUCUCACUUCUAUGCAUUAACAUCUUCAUCAAGUCUCCAGAGGAUCUUACAAAGGACAUGAAGCCAAAAGCAGACCCUGAGCUGUGAGGAUCAUCAUUAGUGCUUUUGUCCAUAACAUCCCAGGAAGCUAGGAGUAGGUUGCUUGAAGAGAAGCAACCCACGGUGCUCCAUCCUCAGAUUAUUGCAAGCACAGAACAGUUCUGCUCUGCUGAUCUUCAGUUUGGGGGGAGGGAGGACAUUGCCUCUGAAAUUGCUAGGCUGGACCUCCGCUUGAACUCCUGUGCAUUUUGCUCAGUGAUACUUUCAAUGCGAAACUUCCUUCCUCGUACCUGACAAGCUAGAAGAAACAAUUGGCUAUCAGGUUCCUUCAUCGUUUUUUUCAUUAUUUUAUUUCUUUCAUUUUCUCCUUUCUGCAUGCCAACUUCUAGGCAACAUCAACCCUGCAGGAGAUGCUUUGCUGCAGAACCAAAGCCAAAGGGUUCGGGAUCUGGGGAUGAGAUAAUGAUAUCAUUUGUAUUGUCUUUAAGAAGACAGAAAUUGAUACAGUAAAUCAGUUUGGUAUUUUGCUCGAUAGGAGAUCUUGAUGGAUGUCCAUGGAUUAUGCGGCUUGUAGCUGAGCGUAGGGACCAUCACUUUCUCCGUAAUAGAAAUCAAAGCUAUUGAGAAAAAUAAAUAAAAAGAAAACCUGGAGAAGGAAGUAAAAAAAGUGACAGAUUUGCACAUCCACUGAAUCUGGCUGUUGUUGCUUUUUUCAUAUUAUGUCUGCACUCCGAAGGAAAUUUGGGGACGAUUAUCAAGUAGUCACCACUUCGUCGAGUGGUUCUGGAUUUAAUCAAGCUGCCCCCAAAAGGAAAAGACAGAGGUUUGUAGAAAAAAACGGCCGAUGUAACGUCCAGCAUGGCAACCUGGGGAGUGAGACCAGCAGAUACCUCACUGACCUCUUCACCACCCUGGUGGACCUUAAAUGGCGUUGGAAUCUUUUCAUUUUUAUUCUGACUUAUACAGUAGCUUGGCUUUUUAUGGCAUCCAUGUGGUGGGUCAUUGCCUACAUAAGAGGGGAUCUCUAUAAAGCACAUGAUGAAAACUACACACCUUGCGUGGCUAACGUCUACAACUUUCCAUCAGCCUUUCUCUUCUUCAUUGAGACUGAGGCCACCAUUGGUUACGGAUUCAGGUACAUUACUGACAAGUGCCCGGAAGGAAUUAUCCUCUUCCUUUUCCAGUCCAUCCUAGGUUCCAUCGUUGAUGCCUUUUUGAUAGGUUGCAUGUUCAUAAAGAUGUCUCAACCCAAAAAGAGAGCCGAAACUUUAAUGUUCAGUGAAUAUGCAGUCAUUUCCAUGAGAGAUGGCAAGCUCACCCUGAUGUUCAGAGUGGGCAACCUUCGAAACAGCCAUAUGGUAUCUGCCCAAAUCCGCUGUAAAUUACUCAAAUCUCGGCAGACACCGGAGGGCGAGUUUCUCCCUCUUGAUCAACUUGAACUAGACGUAGGAUUUAGCACAGGGGCGGAUCAGCUUUUUCUGGUUUCUCCUCUUACAAUCUGCCAUAUGAUUGAUGCAAAAAGCCCCUUCUAUGACCUUUCUCAGAGGUCCAUGCAGACGGAGCAGUUUGAGAUCGUCGUCAUCCUCGAGGGGAUUGUGGAAACUACCGGAAUGACCUGUCAAGCACGGACAUCCUACACAGAGGAUGAAGUUCUGUGGGGCCACCGGUUUUAUCCUGUAAUAUCGCUAGAAGAAGGGUUUUUUAAAGUAGACUACUCACAGUUCCAUGCAACAUUUGAAGUUCCUACUGCACCUUAUAGUGUUAAAGAACAGGAGGAAAUGCUUCUCCUAUCUUCACCAAUUAUAGCACCAGCAGUAGGCAACAACAAAGAAAAAAACUGUUCUGUAGACACUUUGAAUAGUCUGGAUGACAUUAGCACAAAAAUGCCUGCGAAGCUCCAGAAAAUGACUGGCAGAGAAGACCUGCCCAGAAAAUUGCUCAGAAUGAGUUCCACCACUUCUGAAAAAGCUUACAGCAUGGGUGACUUGCCAAUGAAACUUCAGCGAAUAAGUUCGGUUCCGGGAAACUCCGAAGAGAAACUGGUCAUUAAGACAACAAAGAUGAUUUCAGAUCCGAUGAGUCAAUCAGUAGCAGAUUUACCGCCAAAGCUUCAAAGAUUGUCUGGUGGUAGGAUGGAUGGAAAUCUGCCACCAAAGUUACGGAAAAUGAAUUCCGAUCGAUUUACAUAACAAAAACAUUUUAGGCAUUAAUUAUAAAAUGGGUUAGAAAAUAAAUCCAUGAAAUAUAUAAGGAACCAUACCGAUGUAGCUCGCGAGGAGAUACAAAAGGCUGUCUUUCCCAUGAUGGAAAGCCUAUACUUGGUGGCAGUUUUAAUGGAAGUCUGGACUGUAUUGUAUAUAUAAUGCUUUGAUAAGGGACCUAAUAUGUUUUUACGGUCUUUCUAGAACUGAAGUAAUACUAAUUGGCAUGUAGUAUCACAUCACGCAUGCAAUAAUAGUGUGCAUAUUUUGCAUAUAGUUUUAUGGCAUGACUCUUACUUUAUAUUGUAUAAUCUAAAAAAAAAAAGGAAAAAAGGGGCAUUAUUCUCCCCCGCUAUUUUUUAAGACUAGUAAUUCUAUUAUAAGAAAGGUCAACUAUAAGGGCAAAGUUUUAUUUCAGAUAAUCUAUUAUUUGGAUACAGAUUGUAAAUAUAUGUCUAUUCAAGUAUGUUUCCAAUCAUGUUUUAGGUCUCAAAACAGAAAUUCUAAUUAUAAUAUUGCUGGUUAAUGUUUAUUGUAUGUAUCUGCCAUCCUCAUAUAUACCUGAAUUGAUGUUAAAGUGUUAUAUCUAUCUCAGACAUUGAUGGCAUCAUUGUCAGGUGGCUGUGGGUCCCACCUCUGGGACCCGCUUCUAUCUCCAGAAUGGGGCCCUGGAAGUGAAGGAGAACACACAACACAUGCACGACAUGCUUUCUAUUUGCUGCUAUUGGAGUUCUGCAAAAAAAAGCUGAGCCAGCACGCUUGGGUAUUUUAAGAAGUCCCAAAGUGGUAAACGGAGAGUGCACCGCGCAUGCAUGGACAACUCUCUAUUCACAGGUAUGGGACUGCCAGAAAUUUCCGUGCCAGCAUUAGGUUAUUUUCGAAACUCCCAUAGCAGAGAAUGCAGGGUGGCCACGCUUGAGCAGUGUGGUCUUCUUCACUCCGGGGACCCAUUUUGGAGAUAGGAGCUGGUCCCAGAGGUGUCGUCAAUCUGGCAUUGUUGGUCUAUCCUAGUUUGAGAUGUGAAUAACUCUAUGCUGAAGGCAGCAUAUACUAGUGACAGAGACUCUGGUUCCAAACCAGGGUCACUAUUUUUUGGAAAGUGGUUUUCUUAAAAUCACUGUUGAGCAGUGUGUUCUGGAAGUUGGGUUUCUUAGGAGUCAUUGUAUUCAUGAGCUACUGGCUAACACACCCCAAAGCCACUGAUUGAAAGUAUACCAAUCAUCCUCAAUUGGGAGAGGGAGGUGCAGCUCAUGAACAUUUGGACUCCAGUGCUUAGGUCCUACUGGGGCUUCUCACUGGCCAAAAAUUACUAACUGACUCUACAUUGUAAUCAGAUUCUCAGUGACCUGCUUAUUCUGCCUUCAGAUAGGGCAGCAUGUAACUAGUGACAGAUUCCCUUUCAGGUCUUAUUACCGUGGCAGGGAUGUAUGUACAUGGAGCUGUUGGCAUGCCAUGAACCACAGUAUGUUUUUUUUGCUUAGAAGCUAUGCUUCAAUGGAAGAAUGGCUCUGAAAUCUGGAAUCCGAUGGAGCACGCCUCAAUUUGUUUCCGGUCAGAUUCCUAAGGAAGUCUAUGGGCUCC
This is a messenger RNA of Bufo bufo (common toad), 4047 nucleotides long. RefSeq names its product potassium inwardly rectifying channel subfamily J member 3 (gene KCNJ3). Gene Ontology annotation, molecular function: G-protein activated inward rectifier potassium channel activity. Lineage: Eukaryota; Metazoa; Chordata; Amphibia; Anura; Bufonidae. The record is from RefSeq and is a predicted model, not a curated record. Gene Ontology annotation, cellular component: plasma membrane. The transcript has 3 exons. Bases 985 to 2454 code for a protein of 489 amino acids. Gene Ontology annotation, biological process: potassium ion import across plasma membrane; regulation of monoatomic ion transmembrane transport.